UAAGUUGACGCAUGUUGACGCGAGUUAUCGGUAGUUUAUUAGAAAUCCCGUAUAUCGUCCGCCGUCUAGUCUUCCGGUGUUUUGACUUUUGAUCCAGCUAAUAAUAGGCCUAGUUCAUGAAACCUGUUUGAUUUAAGUUUCUGGUUUUGCCAUGAUAACAAAUAUAACAGUAUUAUCAGAUGUCAAGUGAUAUUCCAAGAUAGUUGACGUUGAAUUUCGAGUUGAGAUCUGGACUUCUUCACCAUGCAGAAUUUAGUAAACAGCGUGAAGGGAACUGCACUGAAUGUUGCCGAGUUUUUGACCCCAGUGCUCAAGGAAUCAAAAUUUCGGGAGACGGGAGUAAUAACUCCAGAGGAGUUUCUGUGUGCUGGAGAUCACAUGGUACAUAGUUGCCCAACAUGGCAGUGGGCUGCAGGAGACCCUACCAAAAGCAAAGCAUACCUUCCUAAGGAUAAACAGUACCUGGUUACUAAGAAUGUGCCAUGUCAUAAACGCUGUAAGCAGAUGGAGUAUCAAGACGAGAAUGAAGCCAUUAUUCACGAGGAGGAUGGGGAUGGAGGAUGGGUAGAUACGCAUCACUACGCCGACCAGUCAGUGAUGGCGCAGUCAGAAAAAUCUGAGUUAAUGGACUCUAAGGAGAAGUCAAGCACCAAACAGGCAAGCAGUGAAGAGGCUGGGAAUGAUGAGAAAGAUGAUGAAGAUGACGAUGAAGAAGCUGAAGACAUGGAAGCCUAUGAAGAAAGUGGAAUGCUUGAAGCUGAAGACAGUGCAACAUUGGAUACAGCUAAGCUGCAAAGGGAAGAAGGAGGUUCAGGUGGUGCUAGUAGCGGAGAUAGCGGUAUACUCCAGACGCGUACAUACGACUUGAAUAUCACCUACGAUAAAUAUUACCAAACACCGAGGCUGUGGCUCUAUGGAUACGAUGAGAAUCGGAAACCAUUGACUGUUGAACAGAUGUAUGAAGACAUAAGUCAAGAUCAUGUGAAGAAGACAGUCACUGUGGAGUCCCAUCCUCAUCUACCACAGACAAUGUGCUCAGUCCACCCAUGCAGGCAUGCUGAUGUGAUGAAGAAGAUCAUCCAUACUGUUGCAGAUGGGGGAGGAGAACUUGGUGUGCACUUAUAUCUUUUAAUCUUCCUGAAGUUUGUGCAAGCUGUGAUUCCGACCAUCGAAUAUGACUACACCCGUCACUUCACCAUGUGAUAAGCAAAAUUAACUUCUUCCUGAGCCCACUGUCCUAGAACUGUUUAAAGGCACUGUACACUAUAUUGGUAAUUACUCAAAAUAAUUGCUAGCAUAAAAACUUAUUUGGUAACG
Molecule: messenger RNA, 1317 nt
Organism: Asterias rubens (European starfish)
Lineage: Eukaryota; Metazoa; Echinodermata; Asteroidea; Forcipulatida; Asteriidae
Product: ubiquitin-like-conjugating enzyme ATG3
Exons: 9
Coding region: 244-1203 (319 amino acids)
Biological process (GO): nucleophagy; autophagosome assembly; autophagy of mitochondrion
Cellular component (GO): cytoplasmic ubiquitin ligase complex; cytosol
Molecular function (GO): Atg8-family ligase activity
Source: RefSeq, a predicted model, not a curated record